CCGCCAUUGCUGCAUGAAGAAGUAUCGGAUUUGGCGUUAGGCUGUCAACAAUAAACUUGCGGUGCCGGGACGCGGAGCUACGAGGUCGAGUGAAAGCUCGUCGGCUGCUCCAUAAACCAGUAGUCACCCCCGUCCCUCCCUGGACAACACUUUCAUAUGAAUACGGAGCCCACGGACGAGGCAACCAUGUCCAAUCUCAGCAAAGGCAGCACCAAGAAGGACACCAAAAUGAGGAUACGGGCCUUUCCUAUGACGAUGGAUGAGAAGUACGUCAACAAUAUCUGGGACCUUCUGAAGAAUGCCAUCCAGGAGAUACAGAGGAAGAAUAACAGUGGCCUGAGCUUUGAGGAACUUUACAGGAACGCGUACACGAUGGUGCUCCACAAACAUGGAGAGAAGCUGUACACGGGCCUGCGGGAGGUCGUCACUGAACACCUUAUCAACAAAGUACGAGAAGAUGUCCUCAACUCUCUAAACAAUAACUUCCUCCAAACUCUAAAUCAGGCCUGGAAUGACCACCAGACAGCGAUGGUGAUGAUCAGAGAUAUCCUGAUGUAUAUGGACAGGGUGUACGUACAGCAGAACAAUGUAGAGAAUGUCUACAACCUGGGUCUUAUCAUCUUUAGGGAUCAAGUGGUUCGCUAUGGCUGCAUCAGAGACCACCUCCGACAGACCCUGCUGGAUAUGAUCGCACGCGAGAGGAAGGGGGAGGUGGUGGACAGGGGGGCCAUUAGAAAUGCCUGCCAAAUGUUAAUGAUCCUCGGCCUUGAAGGGAGAUCUGUUUAUGAAGAGGACUUUGAGGCACCGUUCUUAGAAAUGUCUGCAGAAUUUUUCCAGAUGGAGAGCCAAAAGUUCCUUGCAGAAAACAGUGCCAGUGUGUACAUAAAGAAGGUGGAGGCCAGGAUUAAUGAGGAGAUUGAGCGGGUGAUGCAUUGCCUAGAUAAGUCCACAGAGGAGCCUAUUGUCAAGGUGGUGGAAAGGGAACUCAUCUCCAAACACAUGAAAACCAUCGUAGAAAUGGAGAACUCAGGCCUGGUCCACAUGCUCAAGAACGGCAAAACAGACGAUUUGGCGUGCAUGUACAAGCUGUUCAGCAGAGUUCCCAAUGGGCUGAAGACCAUGUGUGAGUGUAUGAGCUCAUAUCUGAGGGAGCAAGGCAAGGCUCUCGUGUCGGAGGAGGGAGAGGGAAAGAAUCCUGUGGACUACAUCCAGGGUUUGCUGGACCUGAAGUCCCGUUUUGACCGUUUCCUCCAGGAGUCCUUCAAUAAUGACCGACUCUUCAAACAAACUAUUGCUGGCGACUUUGAGUACUUCCUUAACCUCAACUCUCGCUCGCCUGAGUACCUCUCACUCUUCAUUGAUGACAAACUGAAGAAAGGUGUAAAAGGGCUAACAGAGCAGGAGGUGGAGUCCAUACUGGACAAGGCCAUGGUGCUUUUCCGCUUCAUGCAGGAGAAGGACGUGUUUGAGAGGUACUACAAGCAGCACCUGGCUCGCAGGCUGCUCACCAACAAGAGCGUCUCUGAUGACUCAGAGAAAAACAUGAUCUCAAAGCUCAAGACCGAGUGCGGCUGUCAGUUCACCUCUAAACUGGAGGGUAUGUUCCGGGAUAUGAGCAUCUCCAACACCACCAUGGAUGAGUUUAGACAACAUCUACAGACGACUGGGGUGUCACUUGGAGGGGUUGAUCUCACUGUGAGAGUCCUGACCACGGGAUACUGGCCAACACAAUCAGCAACACCCAAGUGCAAUAUUCCUCCUUCACCACGACAUGCAUUUGAAGUUUUUAGGAGGUUUUACCUUGGUAAGCACAGCGGCAGACAGCUCACACUGCAGCACCAUAUGGGCUCUGCAGAUCUAAAUGCCACCUUCUACGGUCCCAUCAAAAAGGAGGAUGGGUCAGAGGUCGGAGUGGGAGGGGCCCAGGUGACAGGCUCCAACACCAGGAAGCACAUCCUGCAGGUCUCCACCUUCCAGAUGACCAUUCUCAUGCUUUUCAACAACAGAGAGAAGUCCACCUUCGAGGAGAUCCAGCAGGAGACGGACAUCCCAGAGAGGGAGCUAGUGCGAGCGUUGCAGUCGCUGGCCUGUGGGAAACCCACUCAGAGGGUCCUCACCAAGGAGCCCAAGUCCAAGGAGAUUGAGAAUGGCCACGUGUUUACAGUCAAUGACCAGUUUACCUCCAAACUGCACCGUGUCAAGAUUCAGACAGUGGCUGCUAAACAGGGGGAGUCAGACCCAGAGAGGAAGGAGACGCGACAGAAAGUGGACGACGACAGGAAGCAUGAGAUCGAAGCUGCCAUCGUUCGCAUCAUGAAGUCUAGAAAGAAGAUGCAGCACAAUGUCCUAGUAGCAGAGGUCACGCAGCAGUUGCGAGCACGAUUCCUCCCUAGUCCUGUAGUCAUCAAGAAGCGCAUUGAGGGACUCAUUGAGAGGGAAUAUUUGGCGCGAACACCAGAGGACCGCAAAGUGUACACUUACGUAGCAUAAAACAAGUGAAUUCAAUGAAAGCUAACAUCGAGUUGAGAGAAACUGAGAGCCUUGUUUUUUUGUGGACUGCUAUGCGUUUGAAUGAACUUGGAAGUACUUUCAUCAUUGAUUCUGGGAAACACUGGGAAGCUUAACUUUUCUUCCAUAAAUUGUGUAAAAAAAAAAAAAAAUCAUGCGAAAGAUGGGGAA
Molecule: messenger RNA, 2679 nt
Organism: Toxotes jaculatrix (banded archerfish)
Lineage: Eukaryota; Metazoa; Chordata; Actinopteri; Toxotidae
Gene: cul3b
Product: cullin 3b
Exons: 16
Coding region: 157-2490 (777 amino acids)
Biological process (GO): protein ubiquitination; ubiquitin-dependent protein catabolic process
Cellular component (GO): Cul3-RING ubiquitin ligase complex
Molecular function (GO): ubiquitin protein ligase binding
Source: RefSeq, a predicted model, not a curated record